UUUAAAAAAUAAUAUUUCUAUUUAGAAUUAUGCCGGGAUGAAGGCAGACCCUGAAUACAUGCGAACUAUUAGUGCUGGAGGAAUGGAGAUAGAUUCUCAGACCGUGCCCCACCAUCCACAGUGGGGCUCUGCCCCCCCUGGAGCUCGACCUGUCCCCCAUCCUCCAGGUCUUCAACCUCCAGGGAGUGUACCAAGUACUGCUCCCUCCACCCCCUCCAUUCCUCCAGCACAAAGUGCCCCUGAGCGAAGCCCCUCGGUUCCCACCCCUACACCGGGCACUUCCAUCCCAUACAGCGCCCCUGCCACCCUCAGCUACACCAGAGAGGAGGGGAGGGGGGAGCAGUGGACACCCACCCCCUCGCCUGCUCGCAUUCCUGAACCUUCAGCGGGACCGAUAUCUAGUAUGAUGAUGCCAGAGUUCUGGUGUUCUAUUGGAUACUAUGAGUUAGAUAGCCAGGUAGGUGAGAUCUUCAAGGUACCUAGUGGAUGGAGAAGUGUAAUGGUGGACGGAUACGUAGAUCCUAGCGGAGGGAAUAGGUUUUGUUUGGGCGCACUGAGUAACGUGCAUAGGACAGAAGCGAGUGAGAAAGCGCGCCUACAUAUUGGGAAAGGAAUUCAACUUGAUUUGGUUGGUGAAGGUGAUGUGUGGAUAAGAUGCCACAGCGAUCAUUCUGUGUUUGUGCAAUCCUAUUACUUAGAUCGGGAGGCAGGCCGGGCCCCGGGAGAUGCUGUACACAAGAUAUAUCCACUUGCUCACACUAAGGUGUUUGACCUACGUCAAUGUUACCGCCAAAUGCAGCAGCAAGCGGCAACCGCCCAGGCUGCUGCCGCCGCCCAAGCUGCCGCGGUGGCGGGCCGGUUACCGGACGGUGGGAUCGGUGGUAUUGCGCCGGCGAUUUCUCUGAGCGCUGCGGCUGGAAUCGGUGUUGAUGACUUAAGAAGACCCUGCAUUUUAAGGAUGUCAUUUGUGAAGGGCUGGGGUCCAGAUUAUAACAGGAAAUCUAUAAAAGAAACCCCUUGUUGGGUAGAGGUUCAUCUCCAUAGAGCUCUACAGAUCCUUGACGAGGUUCUUCAAUCCAUGCCAGUGGGUGGACCCCGAGUUCGGCAUCCAGAAUAACAUCAGGCACAUUCCCGUCGAUCUACGCCAUGAGUGGUUUGCGCACAGUGUUAUAAACACUCCGAUCGUUAAUUGAUGAUCGAGCUGUCCAUCAUAUUUAAUCGAUAUUGAUUGAACUGCAUUUCACUUGUUUUAGUGAAAAAUAACGUCUAUAAAACGUGAUAAAUUUGAUUUUCAACAAUCGAUGAGAUUUAAAACUAGUUUCCCUAUUCUGUUUAUAGACUCUAAACUUGCCCUUUUGCUUGUUUUUAAACUAUUGAUGAGAUGACCCAUUGCUAUAGUUUGUUUCGACUCGGGCAUUUAUACAUUUUUACGCGACUUAUUGAAUAUAUUUAUACAUGUAUUUAGAAGCAAUCAAAUAAACGUUGGCUAGUAUAGUCACCUUUUUAUUCUGAAAUAUUCGUUUUUUAAGUAUUGUUAAUUGAAAAACUUUGUUUUUGUAAAUAUUUUUGCAAAUGUAAUAGACAUAAAGUUACUCCUAUUGCCUAGAACUAAGGUUUUAUGUUUUUGUAUUUGAUAUUUUUCUUUCACAUUUCUCCAAAUCCAACAAGAUCAGCAUUUCUGAGCUAUAUUGAAAAAUUUCUAUAAAUUUACAUUGUUAAGAUGUGAGGAAAAUUUACAUUCUAUAUAAUCGAUAUUUUAAUUGGAAAAAGCAAUUUUCUAAAAUUGUUGUUUCAAAAAUAAGAAACCAAACUAUACUCUUGCCCCUAUUGACUCGUGUUUUAAAAGAUGUCUAACCCCGACUUUGUUUAUGUUCAAGAUAGUCUUAAAUGUCGAUGUCGAUGACCACAAUUGACCCAAGCUUGUCUAGAGAUGUCUAUGACCUGUUUCAGA
Eurytemora carolleeae is the source of this 1951-nucleotide messenger RNA. RefSeq names its product mothers against decapentaplegic homolog 4. Gene Ontology annotation, biological process: transforming growth factor beta receptor signaling pathway; anatomical structure morphogenesis; SMAD protein signal transduction. The transcript has 9 exons. Gene Ontology annotation, molecular function: DNA-binding transcription factor activity, RNA polymerase II-specific; RNA polymerase II cis-regulatory region sequence-specific DNA binding; I-SMAD binding. Lineage: Eukaryota; Metazoa; Arthropoda; Copepoda; Calanoida; Temoridae. Gene Ontology annotation, cellular component: heteromeric SMAD protein complex. The record is from RefSeq and is a predicted model, not a curated record. The coding region runs from base 38 to 1117 and encodes 359 amino acids.